Molecule: messenger RNA, 459 nt
Organism: Mycetomoellerius zeteki
Lineage: Eukaryota; Metazoa; Arthropoda; Insecta; Hymenoptera; Formicidae
Exons: 1
Coding region: 1-459 (152 amino acids)
Molecular function (GO): nucleic acid binding
Source: RefSeq, a predicted model, not a curated record
AUGAAUUUAAACGUGGUCGUAUGUACAUCUAUAUGUGAUGCACCUCGUUCGGGACGUCCAAUUGAGGCUGUUACACCAGAAAUCAUCGAUAAGAUCCACGAUAUUGUUUUAACUGAUCGACGAGUGAACAUGCGCGAGCUUGUUGAGGCCACAGGCAUAUCACAUGGCACAGUGAUUUCAAUUUUGCACGAACAAUUGGGUAUGAAAAAGCUAUCGGCAAGAUGGGUGCCGCGUUUGCUCACUGUGGACCAUAAGCGCGACCGUGUGACGAUUUCAAAACAAUGUUUGGAGAUGUUUCAACGUAAUUCAGAUGAAUUUCUGCGUCGAUUCAUUACUGUGGACGAAACAUGGAUCCAUUACUUCAUACCCGAGACGAAGGAACAGUCAAAACAAUGGACUUCACUGGGUGAACUAAUUCCGAAGAAGGCGAAAACCGUGAAGUCUCGGCCGGAAAGGUGA